Drosophila willistoni is the source of this 572-nucleotide messenger RNA. RefSeq names its product proline-rich protein HaeIII subfamily 1. The coding region runs from base 67 to 399 and encodes 110 amino acids. The record is from RefSeq and is a predicted model, not a curated record. NCBI's taxonomy places the organism in Eukaryota, Metazoa, Arthropoda, Insecta, Diptera, Drosophilidae. The transcript has 5 exons.
AUACGAAUUCUCAAGUCGAGGAGGAGCAUCUAUUUUGGUGACCGUGUGAAACGUGACAGCUCGGAAAUGAAGCCACUUUCUUUAUUUAUUUACAUCUUUAUGUACAUUGUGGUCUUGAUAGCCCUCGGCGGAUCCCCCACUGGAGCUGAGGAAACCAUGGCCUUUUUUGGAAGAUCUCGUCGCAAUGUCAUGGAAGUGGCCAAUGAUCCUCCCCCACCACCAAAAUUCAGAUAUCGUCGCAAUGUCAUGGAAGUGGCCAAUGAUCCUCCACCACCACCAAAACAAUUAAGAAGUCGUCGCCAGGCUCCACCUGGAAUGCCGCCACCACCUGGUAUGCCACCACCAGACGGUAUGCCACCACCACCAGAAGGAAUGCCAGGACCACCAAUGCUAUUCUAGACAAAAACAAAAAGAAGGAGGAGAAGAAGAGAAUCAAUUAUUGUAGCGCAUGUCGAUAAGGGGAACCACAACCAAAAAAAAAAACAAAAAAGAAACAAAAAAUGAAAAAUUUAAAUGAAGCAGAUUAAGUAAAAACGAGCAAUAAAACUACUUUACAGCAUUCCAAAAAUUAA